Molecule: messenger RNA, 1482 nt
Organism: Trichophyton rubrum CBS 118892
Lineage: Eukaryota; Fungi; Ascomycota; Eurotiomycetes; Onygenales; Arthrodermataceae
Product: NADH-ubiquinone oxidoreductase 49 kDa subunit, mitochondrial
Exons: 2
Coding region: 1-1482 (493 amino acids)
Biological process (GO): mitochondrial electron transport, NADH to ubiquinone
Molecular function (GO): NAD binding; quinone binding; NADH dehydrogenase (ubiquinone) activity
Source: RefSeq, a predicted model, not a curated record
AUGGCUUCCUCCGUCACAUUUCUCGCACGCCAUGUGCCAAAGCGGCUCUGUCUGAGUCCCUCGUCUCGGUCGAUUUCCGCCAAAACAUCCAGGACGACUACCUUCUCGCGAUCGAUAUCUGCCUCUGCGCCUUGCCGCUAUGCUGAGGCAUACCAGGCUACCAGGUUGAUUCCCACAGACCCAGCAUUCAAGCCGGAUACUUCCAAGACUGAUGCAACUCCAUCUGGGCUCGAGUCCGAGACCACCUAUGGCCGAAAAAUCCGCCAUUACACCGUCAAUUUUGGUCCCCAGCAUCCCGCCGCCCACGGUGUGCUUCGGUUGAUUCUAGAGCUCAAUGGAGAGGAGAUUGUUCGCGCUGAUCCACACGUCGGUCUUUUGCAUCGAGGUACGGAGAAGUUGAUUGAAUAUAAGACCUACAUGCAAGCUCUGCCUUAUUUCGAUCGAUUAGACUAUGUCUCUAUGAUGACGAACGAACAGUGUUUUUCGCUGGCGGUGGAAAAACUGCUGAACAUUGAGAUCCCUGAGAGAGCUAAGUGGAUCCGAACAAUGUUUGGUGAGAUUACCAGAAUUCUCAACCAUCUCAUGUCGGUCCUUUCUCACGCUAUGGACGUUGGUGCCCUGACGCCAUUCUUAUGGGGAUUUGAGGAGCGAGAGAAACUGAUGGAAUUCUAUGAGCGAGUAUCUGGUGCACGUCUCCACGCAGCCUAUGUUCGCCCGGGAGGAGUUCACCAGGAUAUCCCCCUUGGUCUCCUAGACGACAUCUACCAGUGGGCCACUCAGUUUGCCGACCGCAUUGAUGAGACCGAGGAACUUCUCACCGAUAACAGAAUCUGGAAGGCUAGAACUGUUGGUGUUGGUGUAGUAACUGCCGCUGAAGCUCUCAACUAUGGCUUCUCCGGUGUCAUGCUACGAGGCUCUGGAGUUCCAUGGGACAUUCGCAAGUCUCAACCCUAUGACGCCUAUGGGCAGGUUGAAUUCGACGUUCCAGUCGGCGUCAAUGGUGACUGCUAUGACAGAUACCUCUGCCGAAUGGAAGAGUUCCGUCAAUCCCUUCGCAUAAUCCACCAGUGCCUAAAUAAAAUGCCCGCCGGACCCGUGCGUGUCGAGGACUACAAGAUCAGCCCUCCCCCACGCAUAGCCAUGAAGGAAAACAUGGAGGCUCUGAUCCACCACUUCCUGCUUUUCACCAAGGGAUACACUGUACCACCAGGUGAAACCUACUCUGCCAUCGAGGCUCCAAAGGGUGAAAUGGCCGUUUUCCUGGUCAGUGAUGGCAGCGAAAGACCCUAUCGAUGCAAGAUCCGUGCCCCAGGUUUCGCGCAUUUAGGGUGCUUUGACCAGCUUUCCCGAGGCCAUCUUCUAGCUGAUGCUGUUGCUAUCAUCGGUACGCAUGUUUCUUCUAAACGUGACACUGAAAUACAGACUAACGUUUGCUUCUUUGCAGGUACUAUGGAUCUCGUAUUCGGUGAGGUCGAUAGGUGA